This is a messenger RNA of Cooperia oncophora, 558 nucleotides long. Lineage: Eukaryota; Metazoa; Nematoda; Chromadorea; Rhabditida; Trichostrongylidae. The record is from the annotation of a GenBank genome assembly.
AUGUCGUCGAAUGGUGUGCCAUCGUGCAGGAGUACACUACGAGGGAAGAUUACGUGUAUACUGGGUCCGAUGUUCAGUGGUAAAACAACGGAAUUGCUGCGAAUGCAUGAUCGUCAAAUAAUUGCGAAGCGGAAAUGUGUCUUGGUGAAAUAUGCUGGGGAUACGAGAUAUGAUCCAGAGCUGGUUGCACGGAUCAGCACAAAAUUCACUGAUUGUGCCGAAACAUGUGACAGGCUGGCAAGUGUGGGCAAAGUGGUGUACGUAGCAGCCUUGAGCGGCACCUUUGAACGAAAGACUCAGCCGUCCCGUCCAGUGUCGUUACUCCUGCCGUAUGCUGACGAGAUCAAGCAAGUCGUUGCAGUAUGUAUGGGAUGCGGUUCUGAUGCGAGCUACUCGUUCCGAAACACUCUCGACAAGAAGGUAACGCUUUUCUAUAAUUUCUGGGCUAUUUUAAGAGGAUUUGAAAGAUGGUCUACCACACUUGGCUUCUUUUUCUUUCUUGUACCGUUUUCUUUGCUACAAAUAGUUGAGUGGUCCCGUCAGAGGGGUACGCUGUAG